Hypoxylon trugodes is the source of this 1432-nucleotide messenger RNA. RefSeq lists its product as uncharacterized. Bases 415 to 696 code for a protein of 93 amino acids. Lineage: Eukaryota; Fungi; Ascomycota; Sordariomycetes; Xylariales; Hypoxylaceae. The transcript has 3 exons. The record is from RefSeq and is a predicted model, not a curated record.
AAUACAAUUGUACUCUUUCAGGUACAUGCGUGUCUCCCUUGAAACUCUUCCCAAAAGAAGGAACGCAUGACCAUCUCAAUGCGAAAAACGCUGGAGUGCGGGUACGAAAAUUAUCUACUAGUCUGCGGUACCUCAGGGUACUUUUGCUACAGGGCAUCUCUCCAGCCAGUACAAUUACAUAUUUGACCCACCUCCUUCUUUUUCCCACACCCUUCGACCCCGUUCUUGACCUUCAAUUUCUAUUAUUACUUAUUAACUAGAUUCUUUCUCUCGUCGUCACCAUCAACCUUCUAUCCUCAUUUUCUUGUUCUCGCGACAAAAACCAAUCCGUUCUUUUUUCAUCGUCCACUCCUGAGGAGCAAACAAAACCCAAGAAAUCCGCAAUCCAGAUUUUACCAGUCAAAUCACUCCAAGAUGGCCAGCCACGAUUACUAUCAGCAGGGUCCUCCUCAAGGCUAUGGUGGUUACCCGCAACAGCCUCAACCGGCCUAUGGUCCCCCCCCCGGCCAAUACUACGGACCGCCCCAGGGUCAACCUCAGAUGCAAUAUCAGCAACAACCCCCUCCCCAGGAGCGAAAGUCCGGCGGAGGUGGUUGCCUUCAGGGUUGUCUAGCGGCGCUGUGCUGCUGCUUCGUCUGUGAAGAGGGUUGCGAGUGCUGUGCCGACUGCUGCGAAUGCUGCUUCGAGAUGUGCUAAGGAACUCCCUUAGCGAAGCCGAUAUGAUAAUGAUGCCUAGAGCAACGAGAAGGGAUCGGCUAUUUCGGAGGAGUCUGUUUCUUAGGGGGAGAGUCGGAUAAUAUUGCCCAUUGUGGGCUAUCACCUCGACGGUACACUUCGACCUCGUAGGAAAUGAAAGGGAAAAAUUCGAUACGGUGAUGAAGCUUCCGCGAAGGGGUGAUAUUACCUAGGAAAUCGCUGGCGUCUAUUUUCAGAUGUAUUGAGUUUUCCAGCUUAAGGGGUAUACAAAUCGGACUUUCGAGGCGAUCAGUUUAUAUGACGAUACUGGACGAACUCGUUUUGGUUUCAUGACAUAGGGACGGGGCUUGGGAUGCUCGCUCGUCUUUGCUUAUACAACGUUUUUUUCUUCUGUUGGGAAAUACCUCUCAAAUGCUUUUUGAAGAUAUCCAUGAGUGUGAUAGUAAUUUGUAAAGUGAUGUCUAUUAUAUUCAUGGAUCGUUACCUAUUUUAUACGCCAACCUCGUUGCAACAAACCACUGUGGCCCGCAUGAUGCUAUCUCAAUAUCACUUACCCAAGUGACCCUACUUGAUUUUCGACAUCAUCGAUCAGUUCAUGAAGUAUGUGUAUACGAGAAAGCAGGUAUAUCGUGUAAUCACACACUAACACCUUACUCAUUACCGGCAUAUAGAUACUCACACAGCAUAUCAGGCAGGUACUUGACAUGGAAUAUGUAGUGGAUUCUCUAGUCAUUUA